AUGCCUGGGAAUGUGUUUAUGAUUGAACUUUCUGUAAGUCAAACCUGUGCACAUAGUGGAUUUUUGAGACAGACAGCGCUACAUAACAGCAGCUGCCACCGAGUGCAGUGUCCGUGAGGAAUAGGGUCUGUGCAGAAACACGUGCGCUUAAAAAGGGUCUGUGCGGUGAGAAAAUUGAGAUUUGAUUAAUGACGUCAAUAAAAUAAUUAACGCCAUUAACUGUGUGUGUAUUUCAAGGUUAUUAUAGUAAACGAAAACUGAAACUAAAAUAAAAAAAUAUUAGAAAAUUCUAUUUAGUAAACUGAAAUAAAACUAUACUAAAACUAUCUUUGACUGCAAAACUAUGUAAAAAUAAAUAAAAAACAUAAAUUAUGUUUAGUUGUAGUUUUUUUCUCCUAGUCUUUGGGUAAAAAUCAAAUGGUUUUCAAGCUUGUUUUUCUAAUAGGUUUUUCGAGCUUCUGAAUCUGGCAGGUAAAUGCUGCCAGUAGAUGCCGAUGUUUCAAAUAGGCAUAGCUUGUGCAUCACUAUCACUAGCUAACAGGGAAGAAAUCCGAGGGCGAGCCCGGUGCGUGACUGGGCCAAGCUAGAGCAGCUUGUUAAGUUACUGGAGUCGUUCGCAAUUCACACCGACCAACUUCAAACUGACAGACAGUUGCUGUCUGAUGUGGUGCUGUGCCUUCUCAACCUUGAGGCACAGUUGUAGUCAACUACUGUUGUAAAACAGUUGGCACAGGGUCUCCUGAAGUCACUGCAUCAGCGCUUCGCAUACAUACUGAAUCCUCUGGGAGCCAACUUCGAUCCAACCCCUGCAGCAUGUUGCCUGAUGGACCUAAGUGUGUGUCUGGCACUUCACUUAACGGAGAUGGAGCCACUGAUGAGGGAAGCAGAGCCUUUUGUACUUCAGCAAAUUAGAGAGUACAGCCAUGGAGCAGCAGGACCCCAGGAAGACGCUGUCACGAUCGUCAGGGAGAGACCAAGGCGCAGCGUUGAAGGCAAACAUAUUCUUUAUUUAAUAAAUGAUCACACGAUCAAAACAACAAAACGAAACCGUGACGUCCCUGGUUACAUACACCAACCAACACGGAACAAAAACCCACAAACACAAAGUGAAAAACAGACAGUUAAAUAUGGCUCCCAAUCAGAGACAACCAGCCAACAGCUGACACUCGUUGCCUCUGAUUGGGAGUCACUAAGGCAAACAUAGAAAACAACAAACCAGAACCCCCAACAUAGAAAUAAACCACAUAGAAUGAACACACCCUGGCUCAACAUAUAGAGUCCCAGAGCCAGGGUGUGACAGUACCCCCCCCUAAAGGCGCGGACUGCGACCGCGCCUCAACCAGAGAAAAAUAGGGGAGGGCUGGGUGGGCACUCCUCCUCGGCGGCGGUUCUGGCUCCGGGCUUGCCCACCACCCUCCAAUAAACCCCCCAUAGCGCCCCUGGUCCGGUCUGGCCCCGCUGGCUGGAGCUGACCUGGACGUAGCAGGAGCGGCUAGCUUCAGCUCCGUUGGGGAGCAAUAAAGCGGUACCUGAUUUGGCACCGAUGACCCAGGCACGGGUUGUGCCGGACUGACGACGCGCACCCCAGGCUUGGUGCGUGAGGCAGGAAAGGACCGGACCUGGCUGUCGAUGCGCACCCCUGGCUUGGUGCGUGGAGCAGCAACGGGCCGGACCGGGCUGACGAUACGCACCCCUGGCUUGGUGCGUGGAGCCGGAACGGGCCUCACCGGACUGAUGACUCGCACCCCUGGCUUGGUGCGUGGAGCAGCAACGGGCCGGACCGGGCUGACGAUGCGCACCCCUGGCUUGGUGCGUGGAGCAGCGACGGGCCGGACCGGGCAGACGAUACGCACCCCUGGCUUGGUGCGUGGAGCCGGAACGGGCCUCACCGGACUGACGACUCGCACCCCUGGCUUGGUGCGUGGAGCAGCAACGGGCCGGACCGGGCUGACGAUGCGCACCCCUGGCUUGGUGCGUGGAGCCGGAACGGGCCUCACCGGACUGACGAAGCACACCACUGGCUUGGUGCGUGGAGGAGGAACGGGCCUUACCAGGCUGACGACGCACACCAUAGGCUUGGUGCGUGGAGCAGGGACAGGCCGGACUGGGCUGACGAAGCGCACCACUGACUUGGUGCGGGGAGCAGGAACGGGCCGAGCCGGGCUGACGAAGCGCACCACUGACUUGGUGCGGGGAGCAGGAACGGGCCGAGCCGGGCUGACGAAGCGCACCACUGACUCGGUGCGGGGAGCAGGAACAGACCGGACCGUACUGGGGACACACACCACUGGCCCUACACCGGGAUCUGGAACGGGCUGGACCGGACUGGUAACACACCCCAGUACCUCUCGCCGUGCCUCUCCACCUUCCAUCCCCUCUUCGACCAGUGGCCCCCGUAACCUGGCGGCCUCCUCUGCCAACCCGCUGGACCGCUCUAUCGCGGCCUCCUGCUGCCCCGACGUCGUGAGCCCCCCCCUAAAAAAUUUCUGGGGGUCUCUCCUCCCCGUGGGCCAGGCCUCUAUAGUUUUCGCCCAACUCUCGCUCUUCUGCCUCCAACUCCAGCCAUUCUGCUCUUCAUUAGGCUUGACCCAGUCGAGACUCUUCCUCCACUGUUCCCAAGUCCAGUCUGCCUGCUCCUGGACACGCUGCUUGGUCCUUGUAUGGUGGGUUUUUCUGUCACGAUCGUCAGGGAGAGACCAAGGCGCAGCGUUGAAGGCAAACAUAUUCUUUAUUUAAUAAAUGAUCACACGAUCAAAACAACAAAACGAAACCGUGACGUCCCUGGUUACAUACACCAACCAACACGGAACAAAAAACCCACAAACACAAAGUGAAAAACAGACAGUUAAAUAUGGCUCCCAAUCAGAGACAACCAGCCAACAGCUGACACUCGUUGCCUCUGAUUGGGAGUCACUAAGGCAAACAUAGAAAACAACAAACCAGAACCCCCAACAUAGAAAUAAACCACAUAGAAUGAACACACCCUGGCUCAACAUAUAGAGUCCCAGAGCCAGGGUGUGACAGACGCCAGCACGAUGAAUCAUCUCGACCACAGUGCUUCAGAAAUAUAGCUUCCUCGCAUCGAAGAUUGUGUCUGAGGUCACUGUCCAGCCGGAGGGUCAACCUGGCAGGGCAUUAAGUGCCCCGUGUGAGCUGCGGAAAUACCUGGAAAAGGUAGAGGGGGGCAUGUUUACAGAGUCACCUCUCCAGUUCUGGCAAGCAAGGAUGGCUGUUUAUCCAAAACUGUGCCCUGUGGCACUGGACCUUGCAUCCCAAGAGUUUGUGGAGAGCUGCCUGGCUGUGAACUGAUAUAUUUGUGAAGUGUUGUACUGCUUAUGUUUUUGCUGUUGUUGCAGCUGUUUUUAUUAGCCUUAUUUGAAGGGGUUAGUCAGUGAUGCAUGUUUAAUAUUACAUUGCCAUGACAUCAUUUGUUGUUUGUUCCUCUGUCAGAUAAAGGUACUUGUUUCUUCUUACAUCUACUACUAAAGUAAAAAAAAAAAAAAAAAAAGGCGCUUAUCCUUAAAUCCAAGUCACAUUGGGAUUGAUGUAUAAUUUAAACCUAACCAAAACUAUGUCCUGGCCAUGGAGUUGUAUGGAGUCCUCUAGUGGCCAAAAGCCUGUGUUAGCAUGGGCAACGCCAUUUAGAUGUAGUCAACUGGGUGGGACUUCCAACUUCAUUGGCUGAUCCCUCCUGAUGACCCGGUUGGAGUCGUACUAUUUCAAGAUGGAGAUGGCCUCAAUGGCACUGCACAUACUCUCACAGACGCCGUCAUGACACAGAUACAGAGAUGUUAUGUCUAUCCAAGUCUAUGGUCCUCGCCCAUCACCUUAUGUAUUACUUCCCCCCAGUGUCAAGAAGUGACAUCACAAGAAAACUAACCUUAGGCCUACAACACAUAAAUGGCUCAAAGAUCAGGUGGGACCAUUAUAGCCAAUGAGAGGGCAGAUACGCGUGUGACACAGCCACAAAGUCAAAAUUGUCUAUUUCGUAAAAAAAUCAUGAAAACAAAAAUUAGCUUUUUAGUCAUAAUUACAUUUUAGCAGACGCUCUUAUCCUAAGCGGCUUACAGUUAGUGAGUGCAUACAUUAUUUUUUAUAUCCCCGUGGGAAUCAAACCCACAACCCUGGCGUUGCAAACGCCAUGCUCUACCAACUGAGCUACAUCCCUGCCGGCCUUUCCCUCCCCUACCCUGGACAACGUUGGUUUAAUUGUGCGCCGCCCCAUUUGUCUCCCGGUCGCGUCCGGCUAUGACAGAGCCUGGAUUCGAACCAGGAUCUCUAGUGGCACAGCUAGCGCUGCGAUGCAGUGCCUUAGACCGCUGCGCCACUCGGGAGGUUAGGGUUACAGUUAGCAGUGUGGUAAAUCACAUUUGAAUUAUUGAAAUUGUAGAAACAGGUGGUGCUUAUGACUGUGGCAACUAGUGACGACCAGGCACAACUCCGAUAUUAAGUGUUUUUUCUCAAAGUUGCCGGGAUGUCACAUGUCCUACUUAUAUCAGUACACUCGUAAAAACCUAAUCAUUACGAAACUUUUAUUCUAUCAAAUAAGCCACACGUAGCAAAUAAGCCAUUACAUUUUUUGUUAACCAAAUUCGACACACUCUCUUUCUUUUUUUUACCUCCAGCAUCAUACCACCCUGCAUCCCACUGCUGGCUUGUCUCUGAAGCUAAGCAGGGUUGGUCCUGCUCGGUCCCUGGAUGGAAGACCAGUUGCUACUGGAAGUGGUGUUGGAGGCCCUCUUUCCUCUGGUCUAAAAAAAUAUCCCAAUGCCCCAGGGCAGUCUUUCGGAUGGGACGUUAAACGGGUGUCCUUACUCUCUGUGGUCACUAAAGAUCCCAUGGCACUUAUCGUAAGAGUAGGGGUUUUAACCCCGGUGUCCUGGCUAAACUCCUAAUCUAGCCCUCAUACCAUCAUGGCCACCUCAUCAUCCCCAGCUUCCAAUUGGCUCAUUCAUCUCCUCUCCCAUUGAACUAUUCCCCAGGUCGUUGUUGUAAAUGAGAAGGUGUUCUGUCAAUUCAUCUGGUAAAAUAAGGGUAAGAAAAUAAAAAGCUUGGUGAGCGGAAGAAAAUGAAAAAAUGCCACCUGCUGGAGAAGAAAGAUUUUGGGCCUACUUAUCCCUCUCCCUUCGCCUUUUCCUCUCUGGGAGAAUACAAGGAUGAAUAAGGAGUGUUCGCACAUUUUUAGACCAAAUAAUAAAACUCAAGAUUUUGAGGAUAUCUGUUCCAGUCAUAUUUUAAACCUUUUUAUUGUGACAAGCAACAGCCAGAUUCGUCACAGUGUGUGUUUGUGUGUCAUCUACCAGUCUAACAGUGUUUUCUCCUCCUCUCCUGUAGGAGGCAACAGCGUUAGAAGUGGUGUCCUGCAGUCAGGAGAAGGAGAGUCUGCCCCCAGAGAAGAGUCCCUCCAGUCCUGUUCACUCUGAGAGAGAGGCCUUGCUAGUUGGUAUGUUCACCUAACAACAUUACUAUAUUGUUAUAUUAACUUAGCUAUAGAGGAGAAGAUUCCCCCAAUUCCUGUCCACUCAGAGAGGCCCUGCUACUUGACACGUUCACCUAACAUAACUAUAACGUCACUAGGCCUACAUUAUAACAUUACUAUAGCAUUAUUAUAACGUUAGGUUAACCUAACAUAAGUAUAGAAGAGAAGAUUCUCCCAAGUCCGGUCAACUCUGAGGAAGAAGCCCUGCUUGUUGGUACGUUCAGACAACAUUACUGCAACCUUAUAACAACAUUUGUACAUACAGAGGAGAACAUUCCCCUAGCGCUAUCCACUCAGGGAAAGAGGCCCUGCAUGUUCAUACACUUUUUGUUAAUUUAACUGGUUAUUUUUAGAGAAACUAUCCUCAAUCAUCAAAGCUGGUUAUUUGUGGAAAGCCUGGUUUUCCUCCCCUGGUUAUUCCCAGUUCUCUGGGCUAGUUGACUGAGGCCUUCAGCACCUCUACUUUCUGAUCAGCAUAGCCUUAUGGCACAUUCUCCAUUUCAGUGGAGGGUACUUUCCAAGGGGAACGGUUGGUCCUGGAUCAAAUUGGUUUUAUGAAAGUGAGGUCUUGCUGAGAUACAAGGGAAAGGAAUUGUGGAGUUACGAUUAGGCCUAUGCCAGAUGGCAGGAUGCAUACUAUUUUGUGGUAGUGGGAGUUUUCUGUCCUGUCCCACAGUGCCUGUACAGUGGGGUUACUCUAGAAUUAUCAUAUAUUUGGCACAGUUGGUUAGGUAGUCAAUGAGGCACUCCCUCCCUCUAUGCCGUCCCACUCUGGCUGCUCAGUGAGGUAGAUGGCUGCUGAGGAUUCUGGGUGUUCUCUCUGUCAGAAUCGCUCUAAAUGAUGUCUUGUUUGAAGAUUAAGUGAGCACCGCAGGGAAAAAAGGACAUUGGCUCAAAAGUGAACUCACCUUCAACUGCAUUGUCUCUCCUUCUAGAGGGCAAGAUGAAUACCAAUGAGAUUAACACUUAAAGGAAAGAUUCACACAUUUAUUUUGAAUGUUAUACAGUUGAAGUCGGAAGUUUACAUGCACCUUAGCCAAAUACAUUUAAACUCAGUUUUUCACAAUUCCUGACAUUUAAUCCUAGUAAAAAUGCCCUAUCUUAGAUCAGUUAGGAUCACCACUUUAUUUUAAGAAUGUGAAAUGUCAGAAUAAUAGCAGAGAGAAUGAUUUAUUUCAGCUUUUGUUUCUUUCAUCACAUUCCCAGUGGGUCAGAAGUUUACAUACCUUCAAUUAGUAUUUGGUAGCAUUGCCUUUAAAUUGUUUAACUUGGGUCAAACGUUUCGGGUAGCCUUCCACAAGCUUCCCACAAUAAAUUGGGUGAAUUUUGGCCCAUUCCUCCUGACAGAGCUGGUGUAACUGAGUCAGGUUUGUAGGCCUCCUUGCUCGUACACACUUUUUCAGUUCUGCCCACAAAUGUUCUAUAGGAUUGAGGUCAGGGCUUUGUGAUGACCACUCCAAUACCUUGACUUUGUUGUCCUUAAGCCAUUUUGCCACAACUUUGGAAGUAUGCUUGGGGUCAUUGUCCAUUUGGAAGACCCAUUUGCGACCAAGCUUUAACUUCCUGACUGAUGUCUUGAGAUGUUGCUUCAAUAUAUCCACAUAAUUUUCCUUCCUCAUGAUUCCAUCUAUUUUGUGAAGUGCACCAGUCCCUCCUGCAGCAAAGCACUCCCCACAGCAUGAUGCUGCCACCCCCGUGCUUCACGGUUGGGAUGGUGUUCUUCGGCUUGCAAGCCACCCCCUUUUUCCUCCAAACAUAACGAUGGUCAUUAUGGCCAAACAGUUCUAUUUUUGUUUCAUCAGACCAGAGGACAUUUUUCCAAAAAGUACGAUCUUUGUCCCCAUGUGCAGUUGCAAACUGUAGUCUGGCUUUUUUAUGGUGGUUUUGGAGCAGUGGCUUCUUCCUUGCUGAGCGGCCUGUCAGGUUAUGUCGAUAUAGGACUCGUUUUACUGUAGAUAUAGAUACUUUUGUACCUGUUUCCUCCAGCAUCUUCACAAGGUCCUUUGCUGCUGUUCUGGGAUUGAUUUGCACUUUUCGCACCAAAGUACGUUCAUCUCUAGGAGACAGAACGCGUCUCCUUCCUGAACAGUAUGACGGCUGCGUGGUCCCAUGGUGUUUAUACUUGCAUACUAUUGUUUGUACAGAUGAACGUGGUACCUUCAGGCGUUUGGAAAUUGCUCCCAAGGAUAAACCAGACUUGUGGAGGUCUACAAUUUUCUUUCUGAGGUCUUGGCUGAUUUGUUUUGAUUUUCCCAUGAUGAUUUCCCCAUGAGGCACUGAGUUUGAAGGUAGGCCUUGAAAUACAUCCACAGGUACACCUCCAAUUGACUCAAAUGAUGUCAAUUAGCCUAUCAGAAGCUUCUAAAGCCAUGACAUUAUUUUCUGGAAUUUUCCAAGCUGUUUAAAGGCACAGUCAACUUAGUGUAUGUAAACUUCUGACCCACUGGAAUUGUGAUACAGUGAAUUAUAAGUGAAAUAAUCUGUCUGUAAACAAUUGUUGGAAAAAUUACUUGUGUCAUGCACAAAGUAGAUGUCCUAACCGACUUGCCAAAACUAUAGUUUGUUAACAAGAAAUUUGUGGAGUGGUUGAAAAAUAAGUUUUAAUGACUCCAACCUAAGUGUAUAUAAACUUCAGACUUCAACUGUAUAUCGUAACGGUGCACCUCUGGGCAAUGUUCUAUCGAUUUCCGGGGUCAUUUCAUGUUUUUAUGUGUAUCUGAGCUAUUGGGCGUUCAAGCAGGCAGAAAUACAGCAAGAAUGACGUGUUUUGCAAAACAUUGUCUUUAAAAAGAAGAGAAAAUGGACUAAUCUCUGAUCUAGAAACUGAUUCAAAACAAAGACACAGGGAAGGAAAGAACAGAUGCUCUGCCUUUUUCAAGACUUGAUGUUUGAUAAUAACAAAGCACUUUCUAUUGAACUUUCUCGAAGAGUGGCUCAAUAUCUAGGCUAGGCUAUAAUUGCACAUUCAGUUAGAAAAUUAAACAGUUGACUCCAUCAACUAUGAAGUUAGCAUUGUCGAUUAGCAUCAAUAUGAACUAUAGAUAACUAGGCUUUGGAACAGAGCAAAUACAACUAAACAUAAAGUGCUGAUUGAUUUGCUAGAAUUGAUUUGGACAUUUGGAGGUUUUUGUACCCAAUCAAAAUAUAUAGACUGAUUUUAAGUUAUGCUUUUCUGUAUAUCAUUGGCCCAAGCCCAGCCAUUAAAACACACUGUUUUAAUGGCUUCUGAUCAAAGAGUUGAGUUUUCCUCCAGUGUCUCACGUGGUGUGUUUGUUUUCUGAGCUGGCUCCUCAGUGGGCUAUAAGAUGUUAUUACACAGGGGUUUAGGACUAUCAGUAGUGCAUGAUCAUAUCAAUUAGCUGAUAGCAGAUGUUAUUGUUCGGAUGAACGAAACCCUGUCGUGUGUGUGUGCGUGUGUGCGUGUGCGUGUGUGUGUGUGCGUGCGUGCGUGCGUGCGUGCGUGCGUGCGUGUGUGUGUGUGUGUGUGUGUGCGUGUGUGUGUGUGUGUGUGUGCGUGCGUGCGUGCGUGCGUGUGUGCGUGUGCGUGCGUGUGUGUGCGUGCGUGCGUGCGUGCGUGCGUGCGUGCGUGCGUGCGUGCGUGCGUGUGUGUGUGUGUGUGUGUGUGUGUGUGUGUGUGUGUGUGUGUGUGUGUGUGUGUGCGUGUGUGUGUGCGUGAAGCCCCAUGCUGCUCUGAUCAGAGAAGCUUUAAUGCGGAGAGCAGCAUCAAUGUCUUCAUUAAACACUUCUCUUAAUCUAGACGGUUCAAACAAGAGUCUUCCACAGAGCUGGGAGUGUUUUGGAGAAGUCAGGCACACUUAAAGUGUCCAGAUACAUUUUCACUUCAGUCAGACAAGAUGAGUUUAGUAGAGUGGUCUCUUGAAUGUGAUGUUCUCGCCUGCUUUCAUGUUGGACAGAUGGGUGAAUGAAUCAACACUCAAACUUAAUGUUGUUAGUUAGCUAUAGAUUAGCUAUACGUUAAUGGUCUACAGUUUGAUACAAUGGAUGGCAUGUUCUCAUUGGCUUUCAUGUUGGACAGAUGGGUAUAUCAACACUCAGGCUGAAUGGAAUGAUACUGUAGUAUAACAUUAGUGUUUGCGUUAUAGUUCUAAAGUAAUAGCCUAUACUACUGCAUGAUAAGAUGGGUGAAUCAACCAUUAUGUAUAAUGGUUAUAGAGUUAUAGGUAUAGAGUAAUGCUAACGCCAGUUUGAUUGACAGCUGUAUUGAGGUAUCUCUUUCUCCUUCCUCAGGGAUCAUCUCUACGUUCCUCCAUGUGCACCCGUUUGGAGCCAGCAUCGAGUACAUCUGCUCCUACCUUCAGCGGCUGAACACCAAGGUACUGCUGGCACACACUGACACUGACACACACACACUGACACUGACACACACACACUGACACUGACACACACACACUGACACUGACACACACACACUGACACUGACACACACACACUGACACUAGCCAGGUUUCCAUCCAACCAUUUCAUGCGGGUGAAUUACCUGACUCAUGAAAAAAGUCACGCCUGGGCUGAAACAGGAAAUGCCGGUACAAUUGUAUAAAUGUCGACGGACAAUUUGUUAGUUCGACGUGGUGGGAUCUUUUUGUGUUGGUAAAAUGUAUUAUGCGAGGAAUGGCGGUGGAAGCACCUUUAUGUGCAGAUAUUGAUAUAAUAACCAUCGUAUGGAAGUAAACUUGGAGUGAUGCAAUGACAUGUUGUAUGGUCCUCCUACUAUGACUCGAGAAAGCAUGCAGUUUAUUAGGCUACAGAUGAAAUAAGUUAUGAUGAACUUCACAGGGUGGUGAAAGUGCACGGUGAUGAGCUUAAUGCUCCUUUCCAAUAAAUAUCAAGGGUCUUAUUCUGGUGACAUGAUGAUCGAUGCUUGGCUGCCGUUUGACAAGUACAAAUGAUCUCGCUCUUAUCCAUAAUAAUCUUAUCGUGUAGGUAGCAUACCCGCUCUGCAUCUGCGAGCUGUUGGCUAGAGCACACGUGCCAAGACCAGAGUGGGCACAUGUCCUAUAUUACGUAACAGUUUUUGUGACAAAAACGGGGUACUGGUACAGAGUCAAUGUGCGGGGGCACCGGUUAGUCGAGGUAAUUGCGGUAAUAUGUACAUGUAGGUAUAGUUAAAGUGACUAUGCAUUGAUAGUAAACAGAGAGUAGCAGCAGCGUAAAAUAGGGGGUGGGGGGGUGGGGUGGGGGGGGGGUCACAAUGCAAAUAGUCCGGGUAGCCAUUUGAUUACCUGUUCAGGAGUCUUAUGGCUUGAGGGUAGAAGCUGUUAAGAAGCCUUUUGGACCUAGACUUGGCGCUCCGGUACCGCUUGCCAUGCGGUAGCAGAAAGAACAGUCUAUGACUCCUGAGGGGGAAUAAGCUUUGUCGUGCCCUCUUCACGACUGUCUUGGUGUGUUUGGACCAUGAUAGUUUGUUGGUGAUGUGGACACAUCCGAUGAGCAUCGGAGCCGGUGUAGUGCGAUUCAAUCUUAGUCCUGUAUUGACGCUUUGCCUGUUUGAUGGUUCGUCGGAGGGCAUUGCGGGAUUUCUUAUAAGCGUCCGGGUUAGAGUUCUGCUCCUUGAAAGUGGCAGCUCUACCCUUUAGCUCAGUGUGGAUGUUGCCUGUAAUCCAUGGCUUCUGGUUGGGGUAUGUACGUACGGUCACUGUGGGAACAACGUCAUCGAUGCACUUAUUGAUGUAGCCAGCCCAACAAAAGUUUUCUUUAUGUGCACGACGUCAUCAUAAUGCACAGCCUUUUAUCCGCAAAAAGUCCGUUUGAUGGAAACACAUCUCUGGUGGGAAAAUGCGCAUAUUUUUAAUGCUGAUUUUUGAAUAUUCGCAGGAAAAUCUUGCUACUGACACACACGCAUGAUGAGCAGCAGGAGCCAUCCUGGCGCACUAUUCCAACACACACACACACACACAGAAACACAACACAGCCAGUUUAGCAAUACAGCCAUCCUGGCACCACACACACACACCGAGCACAAACUUGGAAUAAACACCCUUACUGGACUGGCAUACAGUAUGGACCUGAUGUAUGCCAGGGCCACACAGUGCAGUUGGAGCACCCUUGUGCAGUCAGCCUCCCCAAUGCAAUUUGAAUCAUCCCCUUGUGACAGCAGAGCCCCAUCUUGCAGCAAGAGUUUCCUCAUGCAGCCAGAUCCUUCUCAUCUAAUUUGAUCCCCCUGGUGUAGGCAGGCCCCUCUCGUGAUGCUGAUCCUCAGGUUUGGGUUGAAGCAAAGGCAAGUCCCACUGCCUCCACUCUCUGUAGCUAUCUUAGACAUGAAUAUAGGAUAUUUCCUUGUAUCUCCCAGUGCUCUUGAGGAAGUGUCUGAGUGUAAUUUCCCUGGACACUGAGACCUGUUAGAUCUGGAUCAUUCCUGUCUCUCCCUGACAGAGCUGAGCAGUUUCAUUUAUUCUGACACUUCGCUUAAACACCCGUCUCCACAUGUUGGCCUCCUCAGGGGCCUUCCUUGGUUCUCACCUCUGCUCUCAUCUGCCAGACAGAUUCUCUUCCUUUCUCUCAACCACAUAUACACUGAGUGUACAAAACAUUCCAUGACAUAGACUGACCAGGUAAAAGCUAGGAUCCCUUAUUGAUGUAAUUUGUUAAAUCCAGUUCAAUCAGUGUAGAUGAAGGAGAGGAGACCGGUUAAAGAAGGAUUUUUAAACCUUGAGACAAUUGAGACAUGGAUUGUGCAUGUGUGCCAUUCAGAGGGUGAAUGGGCGAGACAAAAGAUUUAAGUGCCUUUGAACAGGGUAUGGUAGUAGGUGCCAGGAGCACCGGUUUGAGUGUGUCAAGAACUGCAACGCUGCUGGGUUUUUCACUCUCAGCAGUUUCCCGUGUGUAUCAAGAAUGGUCCACCACCCAAAGGACAUCCAGACAACUUGACACAACUGUGGGAAGCAUUGGAGUCAACAUGGGCCAGCAUCCCUGUAAGGUGCCAACCCAGGGGGGCAUAGUAGCCAUGUCUUGCCUAAACCAGGCUGGACAAAAGCAUGAUUUGUACACUGUGUAUAUGACCGCUAUGCUCACUGCCACCGCCGCAAGGCCUUCAGAUAUAAUAUAUGUCCACUCUCACUCUACCUCCAUGAUGAGGCCCUCAGACAAAGGACUAAGGGACCACCAGCCCACCUCCACCAGGAGGCCUUCAGACAUGACUACUCUUAGUGCUACCUCCAUGAGGAGGCCCUCAGACAAAGGACUAAGGGACCACCAGCCCACCUCCACCAGGAGGCCUUCAGACAUGACUACUCUUAGUGCUACCUCCAUGAGGAGGCCCUCAUGUAUAUAUUGUAUGACCACUCCCCCCGCCAGCUCAUUAAAACCUCUCUGUGCUCAUCACCACACUGACUCAUUCCUUCUCUCUCCUUUUGGCUUUUCCUCUCUGUCUGUGGAUGUUUUUGUUCCCACGCUACCUCUCUGUAACACCACACAACAAGCCCACAGGGCUUUGUCAACAGUCCUUGCUGGAUUCACCACUAACAACAUUACUCUCUACUUAUCUACUAUGUUCAUGAUGCACUGCUACAUUGUUAAUGAUGAUACACCAUUGACAUCUCCACGUUAGUCCUUAAUACAUACUGACAGGUUUACCCAUCUGGUUCUUACAAAUGUGCUUUUUCUCUGCAUAAAAUUAUACAGUGCUUCCUACUGUCAUUGUUUUGUGUAAUCUCACCUUUUUAAAGUGAUGCUAUAUGCUAAUGUUGUGCUAUUGCAUAUGUAGGUGUGGGUUUGUGAUGUGUAUUGUGUGUGUGUGUGCGUUUAUUGUUUGUCACUUAGAUCAGUUUCUCGGAGAUGUGGGGCUCUUUGAGUCUGUAGGAGUGUGUGUCAAAUCUGUGUGUUAAGUUUGUAUUGUGUUUGUACAUGUGGGAGUGUAUGUAUCAAAUCUGUGUAUUUACAUUGAGUGUGUCUGUGUUUCAGAUAAACACAGGGGAGGUGGAUGCUCUCCUGGGUCGGCUGCCCUGUACCUUCAGACAGGAGCUGACAGGGGUGGGUGCCAGCCUGGAGAAACGCUGGAAGUUCUGUGGCUUCGAGGGCAUCAAGACCACAUAG
Coregonus sp. 'balchen' is the source of this 13528-nucleotide messenger RNA. NCBI's taxonomy places the organism in Eukaryota, Metazoa, Chordata, Actinopteri, Salmoniformes, Salmonidae. The record is from the annotation of a GenBank genome assembly.